Messenger RNA from Gymnogyps californianus (California condor), 2517 nucleotides. RefSeq names its product ring finger protein 41 (gene RNF41). The transcript has 7 exons. The coding region runs from base 259 to 1212 and encodes 317 amino acids. NCBI's taxonomy places the organism in Eukaryota, Metazoa, Chordata, Aves, Accipitriformes, Cathartidae. Gene Ontology annotation, cellular component: plasma membrane signaling receptor complex. Gene Ontology annotation, biological process: protein K63-linked ubiquitination; regulation of canonical NF-kappaB signal transduction; tumor necrosis factor-mediated signaling pathway. Gene Ontology annotation, molecular function: zinc ion binding; ubiquitin protein ligase activity. The record is from RefSeq and is a predicted model, not a curated record.
CCGCCCCUGAGCCCCGCGGCGUCCCGGAGCCGGCCCGGGCCCGGGCGGCAGGCGAUCUGUCCUGUCUGACCUUAUGACUCCUGCGUGGCAGUGGCUCUUGGCCCUCGAAGAACGACAUUUUAAACUGUAGAAGAGGAAGGGGAAAAGAUGGGCCAUUGGGAGCGUCUCCCUGAAAAGAGUAAACCCAGCCCAGCCCUGCCUCUUUGCUACUUAGGGAGGAAUUCUGCCACGGAAGGGUUCUGGCAUCGGUGAUGAGCAAUGGGGUAUGAUGUAGCACGUUUUCAGGGGGAUGUUGAUGAAGACCUUAUAUGCCCCAUCUGCAGCGGGGUCCUGGAGGAGCCGGUUCAGGCUCCUCACUGCGAGCACGCCUUCUGCAAUGCCUGCAUCACCCAGUGGUUCUCCCAGCAGCAGACGUGCCCCGUGGACCGCAGCGUUGUGACGGUUGCCCACCUCCGCCCCGUCCCACGGAUCAUGCGUAAUAUGCUCUCGAAGCUGCAGAUCACUUGCGACAACGCUGUUUUCGGCUGUACGGCAGUUGUGCGACUUGACAACCUGAUGUCUCACCUCAAUGACUGCGAGCACAAUCCAAAGCGCCCGGUGACUUGCGAGCAGGGAUGCGGCUUGGAAAUGCCCAAAGAUGAGCUGCCAAACCACAACUGCAUCAAGCAUUUGAGAUCCGUGGUGCAACAGCAGCAGACGAGAAUCGCCGAGCUGGAGAAGACCUCGGCAGAGCACAAGCAUCAGCUGGCCGAGCAGAAACGGGACAUUCAGUUGCUGAAGGCCUACAUGCGCGCCAUCCGCAGCGUCAACCCCAACCUGCAGAACCUGGAGGAGACCAUCGAAUACAAUGAAAUCCUGGAGUGGGUGAACUCCCUGCAGCCGGCCCGGGUGACGCGGUGGGGUGGAAUGAUCUCCACGCCGGACGCGGUGCUGCAGGCCGUCAUCAAGCGCUCGCUGGUGGAGAGCGGCUGCCCCACGUCCAUCAUCAACGAGCUGAUCGAGAACGCCCACGAGCGGAACUGGCCGCAGGGCCUGGCCACGCUGGAGACCCGCCAGAUGAACCGGCGGUACUACGAGAACUAUGUGGCCAAGCGCAUCCCCGGCAAGCAGGCCGUGGUGGUGAUGGCCUGCGAAAACCAGCACAUGGGCGAGGACAUGGUGCUAGAGCCGGGACUGGUGAUGAUAUUUGCACACGGAGUGGAGGAAAUCUAAGGACUUUCAAAGAGAAACGCUUCAUGCUGACGAGGGAGAGGAGGGGGAAGGUGCAGAGGUGGAGACCGGGGGUAGCCGGUCAAAACUGCUGGUGUUCCCUAGUCACCGACAUGGUUUUCUUAGGGCACUGUUCCCUCGAACCUCUUGCUUCCUAGCUGAAAUGAUUAAAUGCCUCUGGUCAAUACUACUCAAACACUUGGCCCAGCGGUGAGCACCCACUGCAGCCCCUCCACGUUCGCCCCUUGCAGAUCAGCUUCCCCGUUCGAUGUCUUUCGAGGAGAGAAGGAGCAACCGCUCCGCACGUACUGCCAGACUCCUCAGACCCAGCCUGCGUUUUGGGUGCUGGUGCCUCUCCCAAAGCCCGGCUCCUGGUCCGGCCCGAACCCAGAGGCCCAGCUCAGCUCUCGCUGUGGACUGACCCCGCGGCCCCUGGCAGCUCCCGCUUGUCCGGUGGCCGAAUCCUCCCUGGGCUUUCUCUCCCUCUCUGGAUUUUCCGCCUCGCUCUCCGGCAUCUCUGCCGCCGUCUCUCCAAGCCUUGCCUCCGACCGCGCAGCACGCAGCAGCGGCGUCCGCUCCCCCUCUCCUGCGGGCUGGGGAAGGGGCUUGGCCGGGGGACUCCCCGAACCGGGCGCUGUCGGCGUCGCCCCCGGGGCCCUGCCCAAGCCCUGCUCGACCCUGCAGCCGCCUGGAGCCAAACCAGCCGCGGGCGAGCCCCCGGCGCCCGCUGACCGCUCGGGCCUUCCACCGUGCCGGAGGGGCUCGGUGUUGGGGACCAGCCUUUCCCCCCACCGCCGUCCCCGGCACGGCGCCCUGCAGCCCUCGGGCCCCCCUCUCCGUGCAUGCCCCAGCCCCUCUCCUCCCGGGGAGAGGCCGGAUCCCUGCGCUCGCCCCCCCCAGCUCGCAGCCCCCCGGGCGUCUCCCGCCCGCCCCCCUUGCCCCGAGACGCCGUCCUGCCCUGCGUUUGCCGGUGUUCGGCUCUGCUUUCUCUGCUGUUACUGCUGUUCGUUUUCCAGACACUUGUGAUUGUGGUUCUGUAUUUUUUUUGUACUUUUUUGGCCUUUUCUUGUUUUUAUUCCCCCCCCCCCCCCUUUUUAUUUCGUUUUUGAAGUACCAUGGACGGGCAGCUCAGAGCCUGGUUACGUUUACUUGUUGGGAACUUAAUUUAUUUGCAUUUGUUUUGUUGUUUUUUACAGUACUUUCUCCUCCGGUGUCUGUACUGCUCGGAUCCGGCCGCAGCUCGGGCCGGUGCCCGGCCGGGCUGGCGGGAGGCAGGGAUUUAAGUGAUCAAUAAACAGCGUUCUGGUU